Molecule: messenger RNA, 1670 nt
Organism: Lynx canadensis (Canada lynx)
Lineage: Eukaryota; Metazoa; Chordata; Mammalia; Carnivora; Felidae
Product: dipeptidase 2-like
Exons: 11
Coding region: 131-1552 (473 amino acids)
Biological process (GO): proteolysis
Molecular function (GO): metallodipeptidase activity
Source: RefSeq, a predicted model, not a curated record
GGGGACAUAAUGUUGAUGACAGAGGCCUCAAAGCCCAAGGCUACACUCUGAAAGGAGCAACCCACGCCUUCUCUCUUGGAAAACAAGGCUCUCGAGACCGGCCCCUGCCCACCUGUCCGGCUCGUGCAACAUGCCGCCCCUGGGCCUCGAUGGUACCUCCCGGCCCUGCCGGCGACCUCUGCUGCGUCUGCUGCUCCUGCUGUCGCUGCUGCCGCCGCUGCCGCCGCCCUUAACGCGCGCCCAGACUGCUCAGGGAACCCCCAGCGCCCCGACCACGCCGGCCACCUCCAGCACCCCAAGUCUGCGGAAGCGCGCGCGGGCUCUGAUGCGAGACUUCCCUCUCGUGGACGGCCACAAUGACAUGCCCCUUGUCCUGAGGCAGUUUUAUGGCAACAGGCUACAGGAUGUUAAUCUGCGCAAUUUCAGCCAUGGCCAGACCAGCCUGGACAGGCUUAGAGACGGUCUCGUGGGUGCCCAGUUCUGGUCAGCCUACGUCCCAUGCCAGACCCAGGAAAGGGAUGCUGUGCGCCUCACCCUGGAGCAGAUUGACCUCAUUCGCCGCAUGUGUGCCUCCUAUUCUGAGUUGGAGCUUGUGACCUCAGUUAAAGCUCUGAACAAUACCCGGAAGUUGGCUUGCCUCAUUGGUGUGGAGGGUGGCCACUCGCUGGACAGUAGCCUUUCCGUCUUGCGUACGUUCUAUGUGCUGGGUGUGCGCUACCUGACGCUCACUCACACCUGCAACACACCCUGGGCAGAGAGCUCAUCUAAGGGCAUCCAUCCCUUCUAUAGCAGUGUCAGCGGGCUGACCAGCUUUGGUGAGAAAGUGGUGGUUGAAAUGAACCGCUUGGGCAUGAUGGUAGAUUUGUCCCACGUCUCUGACACUGUGGCACGGCGAGCCUUGGAAGUGUCACAGGCACCUGUGAUCUUCUCCCACUCAGCUGCCCGGGGUGUGUGCAAGAAUGCCAGGAACAUUCCUGAUGACAUCCUGCAGCUUCUGAAGAAGAAUGGUGGUAUCGUGAUGGUGUCUUUGUCACCGGGGGUGCUGCCGUGCAACCUGUUAGCCAAUGUGUCCACUGUGGCAGAUCACUUUGACUACAUCAAGGCAGUCAUUGGAUCCAAGUUCAUUGGGAUUGGUGGAGAUUAUGAUGGGGCUAAACGGUUCCCUCAGGGGCUGGAGGACGUGUCCACAUACCCAGUUCUGAUAGAAGAGUUGCUGAGUCGUGGCUGGAGUGAGGAAGAGCUCCAGGGUGUCCUUCGUGGAAACCUGCUGCGGGUCUUUGGACAGGUGGAACAGGUACGGGAGACAAGCAAGGGGCAAAGCCCCUUGGAGGAUGAAUUCCCGGAUGAGCAGCUGGGCAGUUCUUGCCGCUCUGUUCUCUCACGUCUGCCUCAGACACGGUAUCUGGCUCGAGACCAGAAACUAACUGAGACUUCGGCACAUUGGGCACCUAAGUGUUCACCUAAACAGUUAUUGUCAAAAUCUUCCCCCAACGUGGCCCCAAGCCUCACAGUUAUUGCUGCCUUUUCAGUCCUCAUUCUGUGGCUCUGGUGACCCAGUUAAUCCUACCAGAUGUUACUAUGGCAGUUGCAGAUACCCCACAUUGCCCUCCCCGCCCCCCCAUCAUGCAGACAGACACAUUUCCUGAAAAUAAAUGUUUUACACAUGGAAA